GAGGAGAGGACAGAAGAGGAGAGGAGAGGAGAGGAGAAGAGAGGAGAGGAGAGAACAGGUGCAGCAGGCAGGAGCUGCUCAGAUUUCUGCAGGACUCAGGACUUCACAUUAGCGUCUAAAAUUCACAGAAACCUGACAUAAUAGGACCGACAACAUGAGAGACUUGUUCAGGAACCAUGUGGGGACGCGAGGGCGCGGUCUUUUCCAGGGACUCACUGACGCCCCCCAGACGUCAUACAAACGUUUCAGGAGGCGGUUGGUGUGCAGAGAAAGGAGCAGCUCUAAUCCUCCUGCUGUGAGUACACCUCUGACCACCGGGUGGCGCUGUGGCUCAGGAUUUGAGUUGGACACGGUCCGCCAGAGACUGCAGCUGGAUUCUCCUCCCAGCUUUAAGGACCGAGGCUCAGCAGAGCAGAGAGACCUGCAGGAAUUUCUCACAGAAGCAUCAAAGGAGCGAAAUGGAAUGAAAACACCGACCGUUAUGCCAGAAGAAAUUCCACAUGACGUUAUCAUUUCUUGCCCUAGUGACAAGAAUGUGACACAACAGGGAUGGAUAUGGAGAGCUGCUGCUCAGGAAGAUGACGACGAGCAACGAACUGGUCGAGAACAAAAAGGCUUCAAGCAGAGAAAAUCUGACCUUUUGCCCUUCACAGUACUGAACCAGACAUCAGUGAAAAGGCUCGCAGCACCAUCACUGCGGAAUGACUUUUACACUGAUGUUCUCGACUGCAGUUGCAACGGCAUGGUAGCACUGGCCCUGGGUUCUACUGUUCACCUGUGGAAUUCAGAAACUCAGGUCGGGAUGGGAAAUUUGGGUCCGAGUCCCCAAUCUGUACCGCGGCACCAACAGUCUGUCUCGUGUCUCCGCUGGAGCAGGGAUGGCAGAACCCUGUGCAUUGGCAUCAAGUCGGGGGAGAUAGUGUUGUGGGAUGUUGAAAGAAGGCAGAAGACGCGACAUGUGUCUUCACACUCAUCUGAGGUGGGAGCAGUUUCCUGGAAACAGCAGUUGCUUAGCAGCGCCUCUGUUCUCGGAUGGAUCCAUCACUUCGACCCUCGGGCUCCCGGGCCUCUGAUUGGAGCAGCGCUGCAGACAGAAAGGGUUUGCAGCCUUCAGUGGUCUCCAGCAGAAGACCAGCUGGCUAGUGGCUCAACAGGUGGUCUCCUUCACAUAUGGGACGAUGACAUCUCGGGAGAAGCAAGCUCAAAAAAGCCAGUGUUGACCAUGAAACAGCCAACAGCUGUUAAGGCGAUGGCUUGGUGUCCGUGGCGAGGAAACACGAUCGCCACAGGAGGAGGCUGGAAAGACGGGAAGCUCAGAAUCUGGGACACAAAUGCAGGAACAUGUGUAACUGCCGUGACCACAGACUCACAGAUCUGCUCUCUACAAUGGGCUGAACAGAAGCGACAUGUGGUCACAGGUCAUGGCCUGCCUCAUCACCAGGUCACCUGCUGGACCUGGGAGUCUGACUCCCUCAGAUCAGUUCAACAGUUCAAAGGUCAGAGGUCAUUCACGUCGAGUCCUUCACUUGGCCAUGAAUCCAGACCAUAGUCAGAUUUUCUCUGCAGGGGCAGACAACGUCUUUCACAUCUGGGACAUUGAAUGCUUGUAGCCAAAAUUGUUUUUUUCAAGGAUGCUCUUUAACAAACAUGCCAUUCAAGAUUUACUGGAAUAAACCCUGUGAUCGUCUGGCCAGUAUUUUAUUUUUGGAAAUUACAACUGACCAGAGAAACAUCACCUGCUCAUCUGAACUGUAACUUUUAUGUUUGUCAGAAGAGGACAGACUCAAGUUUUUAACUUUUUUGUAACAAUAUUUAUAAACUGUGAUUGUUGUCUGUGUGCCACAACAAUAAAACAGCCACUUAAAUCUCCAAAACUUUUUAGUCCUGCUCUUUCCGCUUGAUUGAACAUGUCUGACCAGAACUCAAUGACAUCCAUUGAAAUUAAAGCAGAACACGUUGAAAGAUUUUUUCCACCGUGACAAGUGAAAGAAGACGUUGUACCUCUGAUGUACAUGUGGUAAAGACUUGUUUUUUAAAAAAAACACUCCCAUGUGAAAUGUCUUGUGAAAUGACUGUGGUUUGCAGCUGAAACCUAUUAUCUUGACUAAAAUACAACACUCCCACAGAAAAG
Messenger RNA from Cynoglossus semilaevis (tongue sole), 2131 nucleotides. Its product is annotated as cell division cycle protein 20 homolog B. Gene Ontology annotation, cellular component: anaphase-promoting complex. Gene Ontology annotation, molecular function: ubiquitin ligase activator activity; anaphase-promoting complex binding; protein binding. The record is from RefSeq and is a predicted model, not a curated record. The transcript is spliced from 12 exons. NCBI's taxonomy places the organism in Eukaryota, Metazoa, Chordata, Actinopteri, Pleuronectiformes, Cynoglossidae. Gene Ontology annotation, biological process: positive regulation of anaphase-promoting complex-dependent catabolic process; positive regulation of ubiquitin protein ligase activity; anaphase-promoting complex-dependent catabolic process. Bases 155 to 1549 code for a protein of 464 amino acids.